Toxorhynchites rutilus septentrionalis is the source of this 7180-nucleotide messenger RNA. It is a transcript of the gene Stim, whose product is annotated as stromal interaction molecule homolog. The transcript has 9 exons. Gene Ontology annotation, cellular component: endoplasmic reticulum; plasma membrane. The record is from RefSeq and is a predicted model, not a curated record. Gene Ontology annotation, biological process: intracellular calcium ion homeostasis; activation of store-operated calcium channel activity; store-operated calcium entry. Gene Ontology annotation, molecular function: calcium channel regulator activity; protein binding; calcium ion binding. NCBI's taxonomy places the organism in Eukaryota, Metazoa, Arthropoda, Insecta, Diptera, Culicidae. Bases 616 to 3132 code for a protein of 838 amino acids.
GCUUUUCAUUUAUCGCGGUCCCUUUCUCCCUCUUUCACAGAAUAGUCACUUUUGGCAUAACCUUGAACAGUGGUGCUCUCCAUUCUGAAGUUUAUGCAAGUUGACGAUUUUUUUUUGUCCUAUUUACUUUUGGAAUCCCCAUCGUAUGACGAACGGAAUCGCGCUUGUGUCGCAGCAUUGCGAAUUGCGGAAAACGAGUGUAAUCGUUGCCCCCGCACACAGGUGGUAGUGUUUUGAUCGAAGUUCGAGCCCGGAAGCGAACGCGUGUCAAAAAGAAGAAUCGAGAACAUAAAGUGAAAACGGGAAUAGAGGUGCUGUGUUGACUGACGACGUCUUCAUCUUUGGUCGGAUUUUUCCGGUCUCAUUUCUCGGGAACUGCUAUCGUGCCGAGUGUGUGGAGUGUUUGUUGGAAAGAGAAAGUGGAACAACCCGGAAUCGCACGACCUGCAACAGAAAAUCAGCGUGAGAGAGUGAGACAAGACAAACGUCGUAUCUCACCAGAAUCAAAUUUGACAGUUCGGCGCUAUUUAUUUUAUUUUAUUACAUUUCGCUGCUCUAUCGACUCCGUGACACUGACUAAUGACGACGGUGUCGCGCGUGCGGCUGUUUCUGUGAAUGUAUAUUCAACGUGACGAAGCAGGGAAACGCAAUAAAAAAAAAUCGUGGAAAAAAGAACCGAUGAAGGUGUGGAUGAAUACAGUAUACAGAAGUUUGAUGCAACGCGACAUGAAAGCAAUGCACUGCUUCAGAACAACAACCGUACUGUUCUCGUCCGGACGAGGCCGUUUUCCUGUUCCUUUGCUGAUAUUGCUCGCUUUGUCGAUCGCGUUCGUAUCGAGUCUAGCCAGUGAAGUGCAAAGCGAUGACAUUCAGCCCAACACAAGGCCAGUAUACUCAGCACAACAGCAACAACAACAACAGCACAAAGCCCCUACACAUCAUCAUAAUGAUCGCGGUGGGUCUCGAGGUGACCCGGUAGGCUCAACUCCGCUCAGUAGUAGUGGUAGCAACGCUCAAUCAGAUGGAAGCCCUCCGAAAUUGUCAUCGUCUUCCACCAGCAGUCAGACUGGCAGUACCGUUAGUUCCUCUCAACAACAACAACCCUCGCCACCUUCGCACCCAUCCAGCCGGAUGCUGGAGACACGCAAUUCGUACGCUGUCCUGAGCCAGGCUAUGUCCCAGGCCGUUCAUCACGAAUUCGAUUUCUUGUUUUUAAUUUCAGGCACCUACGGGAGCGGUUCGGCGGACGGUGCCUGCAGCCUGGAUGAUCUGGACUGUAUCGCCCAUCACGAUCACCUCGGGAUGGAGGCAAUCCGCUCGCUCCACCGGCAGCUGGAUGACGACGACAACGGAGACAUCGAUCUGUCCGAGUCGGAUGAUUUUCUCCGCGAGGAGCUCAAGUACGACUCGGGCUACGAGAAGCGCCACAAGGCGUUCCACUUCAACGACGACAUGCACAUCUCGGUGAAGGAACUGUGGGAGGCUUGGCUCCGCUCUGAGGUACACAAUUGGACGGUCGAUCAGACAACGGAGUGGCUGGCGCAGAGCGUCCAGCUGCCGCAGUAUGUGCACCUCUUCCGGCAGCAUAAGGUUACGGGCAAGGUGCUGCCUCGGCUGGCCGUAAACAAUAUGCACUACGUGAGCAAUGUGCUUGGCAUUAAGGACCCGAUCCACAAGCAGAAGAUCGCCUUGAAGGCGAUGGACGCGGUGCUGUUUGGGCCUCCGAGAGAAACCGGAACACGGUGGAAGGAUUUGCUGCUGGUAACGCUGCUGCUGACCGCGAUUAUAGGGAGCUGGUAUGCCUAUCAGCAGAAUAAGAACGCCAAGAUUCACCUCAAGCGGAUGGCGAAGGACGUGGAAGGGCUGCUGAAGGCGGAGGUUGCGUUGAAAGAUAUGCAAAAGGAACUUGAACGCGCCCGCCUGGAACAGGAGAAUGUCGGCAAGGAGAAGAUGGAUCUGGAGCGUCGUCUGCGGGAGGCACCUUCUCUGACGUCUUCCAACUCGGACCUGGAGCUACAGCAGCUGAAGCAGGAGAUUGAGAUGCUUCGAUCGGAGCUUUCGCGAGCCGAGGUCGAGAUCAACGAUCACUGCUGGACGCCACCGCAAGGCUUGCAAAAUUGGCUGCAGCUAACGUACGAACUGGAGAACAAGCAGCACAUCCGGAAGCGAAUCGUGGCCGAGAAGCAGCUGAUGUCCGCCCGGGAGGCGUGCGAGAAGCUAAAGAAGAAACGAUCCAGCUUGGUGGGGGCAUUUGUGUCGACCCACGGCAAGAGUAUAGACGACGUGGAUCGCAGCAUCGUGGAGGCGAGAAAUGCGCUGAACGAUGUGACCAACGAGCUGCAGGAGCGAAUGUUCCGGUGGAGGCAGAUCGAGCAGCUGCUCGGUUUUAGCAUAGCCAACAACAAUGGUCUUCCCUAUCUGGAGAAUCUACUGUACAACAGAAACGGUGGUGGCAGUAAGAGCUAUCGAUCAUCGCGUCUCUCGAGCAGCCAGGACGACUUAGAUGACGAUUCCGUGCAAGCCUAUAUUCAAUGGUCCGAUCCGCAAGCUCUGACUUGGUGUCCCUGGAAUCCCCAACGCUAUCUCUUCCACCGCCAGUUACAGGCACUGCACCGGGAGUACAGCUCCAGCGCCUCUUUGAUGGCAGCUACCUUCCCCAGCACUACCACCACCAACAACAACAACACCAGCAACAGCAGCAGCAACAGCAAUCUGCUAAGCAACUUCCGUCGCAGUCGGCACAGCCGACAUCGGGGGACGGUAGCGUCACUUCCAGCGGUAUUGAGCUCGGAGGAGGAGGAGCAGCAGCAGGGCAGUCUGCAGCCUCUGCUGGGCCGGAGCUCGACACCUACUCGACCGAUUCGUCCUCCUUCGAUGGGGGAGACGUCAAACGACGACGACGGAGGCUGCACUUUCCCUUCGGGAAGAAGUUCAGCAAGACCAAGAAGACCCAAUGAGGAGGGGGGACGACUUGAUGACGAUUCGGAUGAGCGGCUGGCGAAGGCGACGACGAAGAAGAAGAAGCGCAGAAAAGAGGCGACAAAAGAAAGAAAACAGCAACGGAAGGGUGAUGAUGAUGAUCGACAGAUGCAAUUUCGCAGAAAUGAGGAGCGACGGAGCAGCAGUAUUUGACGGAAGUGGGACCUCGCCAUCGGCAGCAUCCGGAGAGUGGUCAGUCGGCGAAGAGAAGCGGAGGAAAAAUGUGAUAUGAGAAACACGAAACGUACCGACGGUUAACAAGUAGGCAGCAACACCAACCAACAAUAACCGCUUCAAAAACGCAAGCUUUAGAAGGGGUAAGUCAUGGUUGCACCAUCGCGCCAUACCGUCAGGAGAAGGUUUUCAAUGAUUGAGUAGAUUUCAAUCGAUUCAUAACUGAAGUCACUGUGGUUUUGUGGAAAUUUUGUUACAGUUGUCAUUAUUUUUUGUUGCUUUUUUUAGUUUCGAAAACGACUUAUUUCACGGUUGAGUGUUGUAUGUAGAUAAAUCGAAUCAUUGUGGCAAAAUAGUGUAUACAAAAAAUAGAGAGGAACAACUUCGCUAUUGAACCGCAUGAUAACCACGAUCCAGACCCGUUCAAUGUAACGAGCCCAUUUUUUUAGGGCGCAAGGUAAACCAUGUUGAACAUGUGACCCGGUGUAGCGUACUUACAUACUUUUAUUCUAUCAUGGUAGGGCACAAUUCGGCGCAAGCGCGAGAUAGCGAACACAAGCGGAUUCAAAAAAGUCUGACAAAAUUUUAGUGUUGUAAUAUUUCGCGCGUGUGUGUAGAAGCAAAACGAAGAAUUUUAGAACUUUAUUUUGUUAAUUUAAAUAGUAGAUGUAUUGCAGAGCAAAAAUUAUAUAUUGAAAACGUUUGAAACAAACGGAACUAUUUGAGAAGUUUUACGAGGAACUUACACGGCAAAUUUUUGAAGAAACUUGUUCGUUCAGAGACGAAUACGUCGUACAUCAUUCGCAAAGCAUGAAUUUGAGCUCUGUUGAUUACUUAGUAAUUUACUUAAACCAACGCGGGGUGUGAGUCCACCGUUUGUAUGUAGAUGACACAGCGAGAGUAAUCGUUCUUCGUCUAUUUCGUCAAGAAUGUGAGAGUUACAGUCGUUAAAUUCGGAUGGAUAUAACCAAAUGUUGAGGAAACUUCUUAUUAAAAUCAUGACUUCGAGUCUCGCAAAUAUUAGUAUUACUUCAACAUGUAACGCUGCUUCUUGUCCAUAUCACGGAUAUUGGCUUUUGAAAUAUCGAAUACAUAGUUGAAUCUCUUGAACACCUGAUUCAAAACACUUUGAACAAUCGUAUGUAUGGCUUUUCAAUUGUAUUGCUUUACUUUUGGAUGGGUUUGCUUCCUUUGCUCUCGGUCUUGAGACGCUGCUUCACGAAUAUAGGCUUCUAAAAUAUCGAAUAUUAGCUGACUUGAUGAACUUCGUCGCGAUGUUUUGAUAUGAAUACUUUCAAACAUCCACGUUUCCUUACUAAGCGAAUGUUUGUGGGUCCAAUCGCAGAUUGAUUGAUUUCUGAUUGGUCCUUUAAAAUUUCCUUUUACUAUAAAUUUCAUUGAAUUUUUCCACCAAAACUCGGAGCGCACAUUUUUAGAGAAGGGAGAUAUGUCAAGCCAUCAUAGAAACACUUCUCGUACCCAAAAACCUCUCAUGCCAAAUGUGACUCCAUUUGCUUGUUUAGUUUUCGAGUUAUGCAGAAAUUUGUGUUUCCUUUGUACCGGAGUCCUCCCUUCCAGAGAGGGGAGGGGUCUCGAAUCAUCAUGAGGUUACGUGCCUGAUUCAUUGUUCAAACGUUAGAUCCUGAAGUAAAGUUCGGUAUCUAUUAAGUAGCAGAAAAGUGCUGCUACUUUCCAAUCGUCACUCAAUAUAUUUCGUACACCCCCGUUGAUUUCACAGAGGUUUCGCAUUUUAUCGUUUUUCGGGCAACCACAAACGAAAUAUUCGAUGGAGUUGUGAAUUUGGCAGUGGUCGCAGAGUAGACAAAAAGGCCCUCUGUUGAAUCCGUGUAAUACCGAGCAGUGACCGGUCUUCAUACAGGACAGGGCUCGUUGUUCUCUCAUUCUUUUUUUUCGUCAUCGAACCUGGCAAUCGAGCUCUUGACUUUUCUGAGAAAUUGCUCUCUUUCUAUGUACCAUGUUUCGGUCCAAAAGGUGCGAGUUGAUGAUCCACAACAUCACGUCGUCAAGCGGCACUUCCCGAGAAAAAAACUGCCCGGUGUGACCGAUACCGGUGAAUCGUUCGGCCGCUCUAUUCCCUGUGGUAUCACUUUGUCCGAGAACCAACAUGAGCACAGUGGCGGACAAUAGGCACUUCCUGAUGGCUUAUACCCAUUGAUGUUUGGACCUGACCUCACCGAUGGGGUUGCCUCGAAGAUGCCGGCCACCUCGGUCACCUCGGCCGAGAAAACCUGGCAGAUGUCCGCGAGUUUCUUGCUGGAAUCCAGACUAUUAUUAACAUCGUCCACCCCUAAUCCAAAUCCUGGUGGUUCUUUUGAACCGUCCGGAUAUCUGAUCCCACUCGGAAGAUCGUCUAGCACUCGGAUUUCGUUGUUGACGCUCUUGAAGAUAAGGUCGUUAUUCGAGUGUCCAACGAAACGACGAAAAGCAGCGAUUAAUUUGGCUGUCGACACUAACGCCAAACGGAAGCAAUUACAUUGGUGCAGAAGCACACGAAGGCAUUGAUAUAGCAGCUGGUGGUGGAUGGGCUUGAGUUGCAAUGGGAUGAGAAUAUCUUGACGAACGAUCUUGAAGUGACCGGAAGGUAGAGGCAGCAUUUCGAUGAACACCUGAAUAGCGUACUGGCAGAAGACCAACAUAUUGACGGAAGCGAUUAUGUUGGUGCAAAAAAACCAGAAAAAUUGGUUAAUGUUUGCAUCAAAUUGUCAAAAUUUGAAAAGCAGAACCGCUACCGGUGGAGCGGGAAGAGGAAGUUAUUUGUCCUAUCCUCAAUAAAGGCGAAAAAUUAAACUAUAAAAACAUUCGUGCAAUCACGGUCCUGAAUGCCGCCUCCCGUCGUCUAUCGCCACUAACGAACAGAUUCGUAAGAAGUUAUCAAUUAUCGGGUUCAUCGAAGGUCUGUCUACUACUGACCAUGACUUUGCCUCGUGUGAGUUCUUCCAGAAAUGUCGUGAGUACAGAGUCUCUACGUACUACGUUGGCCUGGUUGCCAACGCUGAUCGAGGAUUUCGAAUUUAGAACAAUUUCUUUCCGAACUUAGGAUUGAACUUGAUCUUGUUUCUCUUUACGCGAAUAUGAAAUGAAUUGGGCUGACUCGUUUUGAUAAUUUAAUUGAACUGAUUUAUUGAGUAAGUAUCCGGACUAUAUAUACACAAAUUCUUACUCUAGGUAAAAAUUAAAAGGGAGAGAAAAGAUCUCCCUUUUCUACUCGGAUAACCGAAACCGCAUCGGUUAUCUGCCUGCUUUUUUGCCAUUUUUUUUCCAUUCGUGUUCCUUAUCUUCCACUACGCCACUCGCGCGCCACUCUCCACCACGUGCGCUUGCGCUGCACUAUGGUUUAUUGCUCUGAUCCUCCAUUUGUGCGUCACAAAAUAUGCACCGCUUAUCGCUUGAACACAUGCGUUUAGCGUCCUAUUCCAUUCGUCCUAUUCCUUCUCUGAACGAGACCUGAACAAAAUAGUUUUUAUCGCCUCUCGGGUGGCUCUCGGCUUGGGUCUUAUCAAAACAUGCUUCCCACGAAAAAGGGUUCAAGUGGCGCUGCAAAUUUGAUGUUUGAUUAUUUUCUUUUAUUUUGACGUGGGACUACGUCUAACUGGAAUAUAUGGAGGGUAAAAUGAAAACCUAAACACAGAACAUGCAGGAAAAAAUGAAAGAUUUCGAAUGCUUAUAGCUCGAACAUUUCGUACUGGAUAGGAGAGAUGUUUGCAUCACUUGAUAGGGAAUAUUUCUACGCAUCUAUCGCAACUAACAAAAUGUUGUUUUUCAUUAGAUAAACAAUUGAAUAACUGUAAAAUAUUAGGCGUUAUCUAAACGCCCUAACUGCAUCGUUUUGAUUGGCCCGAUUUACGGUUUCCCUAACACAGCCAUCAAAACCAAGCAGCCUUGGGGAAAUCGGCAUUGCAAAUACAUGAAAGUAGGGGGACUUUUGUUCUCAUCGAAAAAUGUUCCCUAACACAGACUUUAAAACCAAGCAGCGAAAUCGGCAUUGCAAACACACGAAAGAGCCUAG